Messenger RNA from Capra hircus (goat), 6049 nucleotides. It is a transcript of the gene ZNF268, whose product is annotated as zinc finger protein 268. The record is from RefSeq and is a predicted model, not a curated record. Gene Ontology annotation, biological process: regulation of transcription by RNA polymerase II. Gene Ontology annotation, molecular function: DNA-binding transcription factor activity, RNA polymerase II-specific; RNA polymerase II cis-regulatory region sequence-specific DNA binding. Lineage: Eukaryota; Metazoa; Chordata; Mammalia; Artiodactyla; Bovidae.
GCAGCCGCCAUCCACUCGGCACCGGCCCGGGAGAGCCCUGUUCGGUGGGCCGAGUUCCAUGCCGGUCGCGGUGACCUGAGCUGGUGCCGGCUGACCUCGGCUGCCCGAGGGCCGUCGCCGAAGCGCCCAGAGCGGGUGACUCAAAGUCGAGAGGGAGAACGAGCAGAUCUGGUUGCAAGAUCCAGGAGGUCGGCUGGGAGCGCAUCUCCCCCGCAUUCCCGCGCUUCCAGUUCAGGGUUCGGGGGAGCGGUGCGCGCCAAUUCCCUCCAAAAUCAAGGGGGCGGGACCGUGCAGACGGUCUGGCCUCCCUCACGCCUGCCCUGGCCCAGUCGCGUGUGUCUAGGUGGGGACGAAGUGACGCCGCGGCAGCGUGAGAGGAGGGAGGUGCACGUCCUCUGGUAUCAAGAGGGUCCCGCGUGGGCGCGGGCUUGGCGGAGAGAUCUUUUCCCUCACGAUUCUCUCCUCCCGCAGCCAUCGGGUCCUGCCACUCUCUUGCAGGGAACUCAAAACUGGCUGUGGGGAUGGCCACCAGGGUCCGGACAGCUGCCAUCUGGGUGCCACCUCUCCAGGAGCGAGACAGUUCAUGCAAUGUGAGCAGAAAGCUCCAAAGUGAGAAAUCCAUCCUGGGUCAAGGGACCCCUGACCAGAAGCCUCUCCCUGGAGGACCCCGGCAGAGGCCCAGGAGACCUGGGACAGCACAGGUCCUGGAGUGGCUGCUUAUUUCCCAGGAGCAGCCGGAAGCCAAGAAAUCCUGGGGACCAUUGUCAUUCAUGGAUGUGUUUGUGGACUUUACCUGGGAAGAGUGGCAGUUGCUGGACUCAGCUCAGAAGCACCUUUACAGGAGUGUGAUGUUGGAGAACUAUAGAAACCUGGUGUCCCUGGGAUAUCAAUACACCAAACCCAGUAUCAUUUUCCAGUUGGAACAAGAAGAGCUGUGGAUGAUGCACAGCCCAAGUCAGGGCCAUUCAGACAAAGUCUGGGAAAUUGAUGGUUGUGUGGAGUGGCAUCAGGAAAAUCAAGGCAAGCUGGGAAGUAUGGCAGAAGGCUAUCCCUGUACUGCAUUUGGAAAACUGUGUCUUAUUACUGCAAAUAAUGCUUCUUCAAGACAGAGACUUCACAAAUGUGUCACAAAUGGGAAGAGUUUGAAAUGUAAUAUAGGUUUCAGUAAUAAUUACGCUGGAAAGAAUCCUAAUGACUUUCAUGCCUUGAGGGAAUCAUCCUUCCUUUCCAAACAUGAACAAGCUGUUAUUGGCAUAAAAUAUUGUGAAAAUGAUAAAUCUGGAAAAACUGCCAGCAGAAAGCCACUGCUUAUUUGCCAACAAAUGCAUAUGGGAGGGAAAUUGUUUGAAUGCAAUUCCUGUGGGAAGGCCUUCAGCAGCAAGUCGAACCUUCUGGUGCAUCAGGAAACUCAUGAAGAAGCAAAACCCUACAAGUGUGAUGGAUGUGGGAAAGACUUCAGCAACAAGUCCUACCUCAUUGCACAUCAGAGAACUCACACAGGAGAGAAACUACAUGAAUGUAGUGAUUGUCAGAAAACUUUUAGUUUCAAUUCACAACUUGUUAUACAUGAGAGAAUUCACACACAGGAGAAUCCCUAUGAAUGCUGUGAAUGCGGGAAAGUCUUCACUAGGAGGGAACAGCUUGUUUCCCACCAGAGAACUCAUUCAGGACUGAAACCCUAUGGAUGUCAUGAAUGUGGGAAAGCUUUUGGUUUGAAAUCACAACUCAUUAUACAUCAAAGAAUUCAUACUGGAGAGAAACCCUAUGAAUGCAGUGAUUGUCAGAAAGCCUUUAAUACAAAGUCUAACCUCAUGGUUCAUCAGAGAACUCACACAGGAGAGAAACCUUAUAGUUGUAGUGAAUGUGGGAAAGCUUUUACUUUCAAGUCACAGCUCAUUGUACAUCAGGGAGCACACAGUGGCAUCAAACCCUAUGGAUGUAAUCAAUGUGGAAAAGCUUUCAGUUUGAAGUCGCAACUCAUUGUACAUCAGAGAAGUCACACAGGAGUGAAACCCUAUGGAUGCAAUCAAUGUGGGAAAGCUUUUAGGAGCAAGUCGUACCUCAUUAUACAUCAGAGAACUCACACAGGAGAGAAACUCCAUGAAUGCUGUGAAUGUGGGAGAGCCUUCAGUUUUAAUUCACAACUUGUUAUACAUCAGAGAAUUCACACAGGGGAGAAUCCCUAUGAAUGCAGUGAGUGUGGGAAAGCCUUCAGUCGGAAAUACCAGCUCAUUUCACACCAGAGAACUCAUGCAGGGGAAAAGCCCUAUGAAUGCAGUGAUUGUGGGAAAACUUUUGGUUUGAAAUCACAGCUCAUGAUACAUCAGCGAACUCAUACAGGAGAGAAGCCCUACGAAUGCAGUGAAUGUCAGAAAGCCUUUAAUACAAAGUCAAACCUUAUUGUACAUCGGAGAACCCACACAGGAGAAAAACCAUAUGGUUGUAGUGAAUGUGGGAAAUCCUUUACUUUUAAAUCACAGCUCAUUGUACAUCAGGGAGCACACACUGGGGUAAAACCCUAUGGUUGUAAUCAGUGUGGGAAAGCCUUCAGUUUGAAGUCACAGCUCAUUGUACAUCAGAGAAGUCACACAGGAUUGAAACCCUAUGGGUGCAUUGAAUGUGGGAAAGCUUUUAGGAGUAAGUCCUACCUCAUCAUACAUACAAGGACUCACACAGGGGAGAAACCACAUGAAUGCAGUGAAUGCGGGAAAUCCUUCAGUUUUAACUCACAACUUAUUGUACAUCAGAGAAUUCAUACAGGAGAGAGUCCCUAUGAAUGCAGUGAUUGUGGGAAAGCCUUUAAUAGGAAAGACCAGCUCAUCUCACAUCAGCGAACUCAUGCAGGGGAAAAACCUUAUGGGUGUAGUGAGUGUGGGAAAGCCUUUAGUAGCAAGUCAUAUCUCAUUAUACAUAUGAGAACUCAUUCAGGAGAGAAACCAUAUGAAUGUCACAAAUGUGGGAAAGCCUUCAUUUGGAAGUCACUACUCAUUGUACAUGAGCGAACUCAUGCAGGGGAAAACCCUUAUAAAUGCAGUCAGUGUGAGAAAUCCUUCAGUGGGAAAUUACGGCUCCUUGUACAUCAGAGAAUGCACACGAGAGAGAAGCCCUAUGAAUGCAAUGAGUGUAAAAAAGCCUUCAUUAGGAAGUCUCAGCUCAUUGUACAUCAGAGGACUCAUUCAGGGGAGAAACCCUAUGAAUGCAGUGAGUGCGGAAAAACUUUCUCUCAGAAAUCAAUUCUCAGUGCACAUCAGAGGACUCAUACUGGAAGAAACCCUGUAAAUGCGCUGAAUGUGGGAAAGCCUUUUGUUGGAAGUCACAACUCAUUAUGCAUCAGAGAACUCAUGCAGAUGAGAAACAUAUUGGUGAGUUAAAUAUAAGAAACUUUCUCUCAAAAGUGAAUUCACAGGAAUUCCUAGAAAAUUCAUACAGGAGAGAAACUUUAUAAAUGGAAUCAUCUCAUUGUACACCAUGUAUGUAUGGCAUGUGGAAAGGAAUCCACAGAAAGCUGUUUUUUAUACACACACACACAAAUCAGUAAAUGUACACAGGAACUGUAUGAAUUCAGUGAACCCUCUGAAAGUUCUUAGCAGGAAGUCGCACCAUGUCUUUAAGUUUGUGCAGUUGAGGAACAAUAUGAAUGAAGUGAAUAUCAGAAACUCAUUUCUUAACAUGCUAACAUCUGCAAAGAGUCAAUUCCAUAUAUGUUGGCGAAACCAUGGUAUAAAGUUAGGAAAAUUCUUCACCUAGAAAUGACAGGCUUCUAAUAAAAAAGUAAAAAUUUGAAUGAGUGAAGAUCUAUGAAUAUUUUUUAAGCCUCUACAGGAAGAUUUACUAUUUUGAUUCAUCUGGAGAAAAAUUUUCCUUUAUAAAUUUAGGGGAAAUUAUGCUUGUAAACUCUUAGGAAAAGCUUAUAAAAACUAUCCAACUAUCAAUGAUAAACAUUUUAUAGAAUAUAAAGAUUUUCUUACCUGAGUAAAUGUAAUAAUCAUGAUAAUAAUAAGGAUCACAUCAGAAGCCCUGCAGCAAUGUUUAGGUGUUUUCUUCCUUUCUGUACUAUAAAAUAUGUUUUAUGGACUUUGGCAUAUUCUUAUGGAUGCCACAUUUGAUAAAUUAACUAGAUAACAAUACUGUUUCCCAGGGAUUUAUACUCUGCAUGGCAACAUCUUUAAAAUACAACUUGUUACUAGAAUAAUAUGGCAUAUAAAUGCAUUUCAGUACCUUAAAACCUUUACUAUUGUUUUGUACCCUCUGUAAAUGGACCUGAAAGCUCUCUUUAGUUAUAUAAUCAGUAUAGCCCACGUUUCAUGUGUUUGCAUAUCUGGAAUCUGUCCUUCCCUUUUUGAUUAGAAUACCUUGAUUUUCUUUAAGAGAAUUGACAGUGUAUGUAAUGCAUGCAUGAUCAGAUCAUCAUUCAGGGUACCCUGCCAGGAGUUGGCUGAGAUAGUCCAAAAUUUAAAUUUUUAAUGGACUCCUUAGUACAGAAAAUCAAACGUAGCUUUUGUUCUCAGGUAACAUCUUGCUGCAAAUAUUAAUUAGUUCCUUCUAUAUAGCUUACCCAGAAUAGCUUUAGUUGUUGUCACUUCUUAAUUCUAGUUCACUUCUCUCUUAACUUGAGCUAUCUGGUAUCCUCUCAGUACGUUUAAAUAAUACCUUUAAGUGAUGCUGCUGAAGCCUGCAAGUAUAGCUGUAGAUUCAGGGCAGUGAAAAGUCAUUCUACCAGUGGCUUACUUACAAAAUCAGUUUUUUUCAUAACCUCACCAAUUACCUUUUAUCUAUUAGCAUUAAUCUGGAAAGAGCUACAACCCUGAAAAUAAGUUUAGGGCUAUCUUGGAGGAAUAUGAGGAUUUAAAAGUGCAGAUACUUCUAAAGCACCCACUACUUUGUGCCCUUCAGUGGGGAAUCCCAUUGCUUACCCAAAGAAACUGUUUCUUCCAUGAAGGAUAUAGUUACUGAUUUCUCAAUCCCUAAUACUUAUGCAGGGUUCAGAGUCAAGAAACUUGGAGUGAAGAAUGAUGACUCACAGAAGGGCAGAGAAAGCUUGCAUAAGGAAAGAAUUUCAGAUAUUUGCUAUAGUCUAUCCCCUAAACUUGGAAAAUGUCAUGAAUAUGUAUUUUGUCAUUGAUGUUCCAAGGAAGAUACAUACACAUAAUAAAGAAUAAACAUACUCUGUGUCCCACUCUCCAAGGUUUAUUAGAUUUUAAAGGUGCUGUGUUGUGUGAUGCACAUUCACAUUCAGCCUCCUCCAGUAGAAGCCAGAGAUGUCAGUGUAAUGUUGGAGAUGUAAAUCAAGUACUGUGUGAAAGGAUAUUGCUGGAUUGGGUUUGAUCUUAAAUGGAAAGUUUUCCAGGUGAAUGAAACUGAGCAAAAAUGAAUAGAUUUUUGUAAGCAAAAAAGAGUUAACAAUUGAAUCUCUGGCUUGAAAAUCUACCUAAUUCCUCUAACUCUACCCUAGCCCCAGAAAAGAAAGAUGUUCCUGAGACUUUCAGUAAUAGUUAAUAUUUUUCAGGAACAUUAAGGGAACGAUAAUUCUGAUGUUUUACAGUGUUUCACAGGAAUUAGAUAUUUGAGGGGAAAACGACAAAGUCAUUUGUGAACAUGUAAUAGAUUUUAAAAUCCUAAAUGGAAUUAUAGCAAAAACUCGAUCCAAUAAUGGAUAGUUUUUAUUUCAUUAAGUCAUGACAUUAUUUAGUGUAGCAGAAUGUUAGUAGUGAACCCAAUAUUUUAUUACCAACAGGAUCACUGUAUUUUUCAUAAUGUUAAUGUGCCCAGCUACAUUUUUACAUCCUCUUUGUAGUUAAGUACAAUCGUGCUAAUUCUGAAUAAUGAAAUGGAAAUAGGAGUUACUGAGGAAUAAUAUGAAGGUUUUUCUGAAGAAAAACAUGUGAGGGAAGCCCCCUAGUGUCCUUUAAUCUUUUCUUUUUAAUAUGCAGUAUGCCAGAUGUUGGGAGACUCAGCAGCCAUCCUAGAAACUGAAUUCCUCUUGAGGAUGGAAGCCAUCUGCUUGAGUGUAGUAGAGAGAGAACAGUGAUGUGGCUCUCUGGUAAUGAUG